Molecule: messenger RNA, 1317 nt
Organism: Sphenostylis stenocarpa
Lineage: Eukaryota; Viridiplantae; Streptophyta; Magnoliopsida; Fabales; Fabaceae
Source: the annotation of a GenBank genome assembly
AUGGAAGAACCUAUAUCUCAAAUGGUUUCUCAAGCAGAGAAUCGUAUAUCUCAAAUGGUUUCUCAAGCAGAGAAUCGUAUAUCUCAAAUGGUUAUUCAGAGUGAGGAGACAAGAGUACCAGUACCGUCAGUUGUGAACACUGGUUUCUUGAGUGUUCAACUUUUUGUGACCCUUGCGGUGAGUCUUCUACUGUUUUGCAACCCCUGCGACCCCUAUGGGGCGGAUCAGGAGAAAGAUAGGGGCAUCGGCAAUUUCCUCAUCUGUGACUCUCUUACGGGAAAGAUUAAGAAAAGCAUAUCGAGGAGAGUUCGAUCUAACUUUGAGGAAGUAAAAGACAUGAAGGAACAAAUAAUGCAAGAAUCUUCUACUCAGGCAGGAAAAGAGAUAGAGGAACGUAUAGGGCAAGGAUGGGUUACUAGGGCCAUAAAAGAUAUGGUUACUCAGGCAGGAAAAGAGAUAGAGGAACGUAUAGGGCAAGAAUUGGUUCCUGGGGCUAUAAAAGAUAUGGUUACUCAGGCAGGAAAAGAGAUAGAGGAACAUAUAGGGCAAGAAUUAGUUCCUGGGGCUAUAAAAGAUAUGGUUACUCAGGCAGGAAAAGAGAUAGAGGAACGUAUAGUGCAAGAAUUGGUUCCUCAAGCAAUAAAAAAGAUGGAGGAAUUUAUAUUCAAAUGGUUAGUUGCACUAAGAGGAAAAAAAUUGGAGUAUGGGAAUGGAGAAGUCGUAAUAAUUGGAGCAAAAUCUGGAACCACUGUCGCUGGAAACCUGUUGUUGAAUCAGUGGAAAUCUGCUGGCCUAUCUGCAGAAGGUGAGGUAGCAGCUGGUGUUGCUAGUGUGGAGGCUCUUGAGGCAGAUUGGAAGCAGGAGGGGAAGAGGCUGAGGGAGGAGGUGAAGCAGUUGAGGAGUUUGGUGGAAGAGAAGGAUGAGAAGAUAAGGGAGAUGGAGGUUGGAAUGAUGGAGAAGAACAGUGAGAAGGAGUGGGAAUUGAUGGGGACUAAGCUCUUGGUUGAGCAGAUGAAGGAGGAGAGAGCAAGGAGAGAUGAAGCUGUGGAGAAAUGGAAGAAACUUUAUCUUGAAAUCAAGACAGAGCUUGAUGAACUCAUUCAAAGAACAUAUGAUGGGGAUGGUCUGUAUUGGAAAGCAGAGGAAAAUGACAUCCAAAUGGAAAAUCUGAGGAAGGAAUUGCAAGAAAAGGAGGAGAGGGAGAAAAUCAUGGACCUAAUCAUGCAAGGUGGUAGCGGUGGAAAGUUGCAACUGGAGCCUCCUGUUAUGCAGCAUCUUCCACUUCAUUUCCUUCUUGUGGUUCACCGUUCUUUAUAA